Messenger RNA from Plasmopara halstedii, 1062 nucleotides. RefSeq names its product ammonium transporter family. NCBI's taxonomy places the organism in Eukaryota, Oomycota, Peronosporomycetes, Peronosporales, Peronosporaceae. Gene Ontology annotation, cellular component: plasma membrane. The record is from RefSeq and is a predicted model, not a curated record. Gene Ontology annotation, molecular function: ammonium channel activity. The transcript has 2 exons. Bases 1 to 1062 code for a protein of 353 amino acids. Gene Ontology annotation, biological process: ammonium transmembrane transport.
AUGUAUUGGCAAUCACGGGUACUAGUAGCAGCAGCGCUGGUAGCAAGUCUCGCCUCCAUUGUUGAAACUCAGAGUGACUCUGGCUUAAAUGCCACAUGUUUGCCCUCGCAAUACACGGACAAGAUCACGGGCGACUGCGUCAACUACAAAGGACGAGGUGAAAAGGCUGAGACCGAUUACGACAAAGCAGUGAACUCAGGGAAUACGGCAUGGAUGUUAAUGGCUAGCGCUCUGGUCAUGAUCAUGACACCAGGAGUUGCAUUUUUUUACGCCGGUCUUGCUGGUGGUGAAAUGGCUCUGAACACUAUUAUGAUGUCAUUUGUUAGCAUGGCAUUAGUGUCGAUUCAAUUUUGGGCCUUUGGAUACUCCGCGUCUUUUGGAUCUAAUGGCAUGUUCGAAUGGGCUGCUUAUAACAAUGUGGGAAAAACCCCGAGCGGCACGUACGGCACUGAAAUUCCGCAUAUCUUGUUCGCCCUCUUCCAGACCCAGUUUGCUAUGAUUUCGCCAGCGCUACUAAGCGGCGGCAUUGUUGGUCGCAUGAAGUAUGGAACCUUUCUGCUCUUUAUCUUUCUGUGGACGUCACUUGUGUACGACCCGUUGCCCCACUGGAUGUGGUCACUGGAACUUGAUGAUUCCUGGGCAAUUACAAACAUGGGCUGGGAGGGAAAAAUGGGGUCUAUUGACUUUGCCGGAGGAUCAGUCAUUCAUAUUUCUAGUGGUUUCGGUGCUCUCGCUGCUGCUCUGAUGGUUGGAAAAAGGUACAAUCACAACGAAGCUGUCAAUCCACAUAAUGUUCCUCUCGUAAUGAUUGGUGUCACACUAUUGUGGUUUGGCUGGUUUGGAUUCAACGCUGGCUCGCAGGGCGCAGCUGAUGGCAUCGCUGCCAUAGCUGCUGUCAACACGCAUCUGUCUUCAAGUGCAGGAUUCCUGACAUGGGAAGAAGCCGUGAUACAUCAUCGCAAGCAAACAACGUUAUCCACAGCAUUGCCACCAUCUGCUUCGGGUUUGAAGGCUCAAACUCUGACCCUAUUAUUCUCAGCAAGUUAUUUUGAUCUGAGAUAG